This is a messenger RNA of Camelus dromedarius (Arabian camel), 7560 nucleotides long. It is a transcript of the gene SLC46A1, whose product is annotated as solute carrier family 46 member 1. NCBI's taxonomy places the organism in Eukaryota, Metazoa, Chordata, Mammalia, Artiodactyla, Camelidae. The coding region runs from base 12 to 1391 and encodes 459 amino acids. The record is from RefSeq and is a predicted model, not a curated record. Gene Ontology annotation, biological process: transmembrane transport. The transcript is spliced from 5 exons. Gene Ontology annotation, molecular function: transmembrane transporter activity. Gene Ontology annotation, cellular component: plasma membrane.
AGUGCACAAGCAUGGAGGGACGCGCGGACUCCCGCGGCGAGCCCCGCGCUUGGCUCUCUGGGUCCGUGCUGGGCCGCUGCUGCGUGGAGCCGCUCGUCUUCUUUGCCAACUUCGCCUUAGUCCUGCAGGACCCGGUCACCACGCAGUACCUGUGGCACCGCUUCAGUGCCGACCUUGGCUACAACGGCACCCGCGAGAGGGGCAGCUGCAGCAACCACACAGUGGAUCCCACCGCGCAGGAAGUGGAGACUCUUACCUCCCACUGGACCCUCUACAUGAACGUGGGCGGCUUCCUGGUGGGACUGUUCUCAUCCACUCUGUUGGGCGCCUGGAGUGACUGUGUGGGCCGCCGUCCGCUGCUAGUGCUGGCCUCGUUUGGCCUGCUACUCAAUAACCUGGUGUCCAUCUUUGUGGUACACCUGCAGCUCCAUGUUGGCUACUUUGUUCUGGGCCGCAUCCUUUGUGCCCUCCUUGGAGAUUUCAGUGGCCUCCUGGCUGCUGGCUUUGCCUCCGUGGCAGAUGUCAGCUGCAGCCGCACCCGUACCAUCCGAAUGGCCCUGCUGGAAGCAUGCAUUGGGGUGGCAGGGAUGCUGGCGAGCCUUGUUGGAGGUCACUGGCUCCAGGAGCAGGGAUAUGCCAACCCCUUCUGGCUGGCCUUGGCCUUGCUGAUAACCAUGACCCUCUAUGCAGCAUUCUGCUUUGGUGAGACCGUGAAGGAGCCAACACCUGCUCGGCUCUUCACACUCCGUCACCACCGAUCCAUUGUCCAGCUCUACGUGGCCCAGGCCCCAGAGAAGUCCAGGAAGCAUUUAGCCCUGUACUCACUGGCCGUCUUCGUGGUGAUCACUGUGCACAUUGGGGCCCAGGACAUCCUGACCCUCUACGAGAUGAGCACACCCCUUUGCUGGGACUCUAGGCUGAUCGGCUACGGUUCUGCAGCUCAGCAACUCCCAUACCUCAGCAGCCUGCUGGGCCUGUGGCUUCUGCAGUACUGCCUGGAUGACACCUGGGUGGCUGAGAUCGGUCUGGCCUUCAACAUUCUGGGGAUGGUUGUCUUUGCAUUCGCUACCAUCACACCCCUCAUGUUCACAGGGUAUGGGCUCCUCUUCAUGUCAUUGGUUAUCACACCUGUCAUCCGGGCCAAGCUCUCCAAGCUGGUGAGCAAGUCAGAGCAGGGUGCUCUCUUUUCUGCUCUGGCCUGUGUGAAUGGCUUGGCCAUGCUGAUGGCCUCCAGCAUCUUCAACUCGCUCUACCCAGCCACCCUGAACUUCAUGAAGGGGUUCCCCUUCCUCCUGGGAGCUGGCCUCCUCUUCAUCCCGGCCAUUCUGAUUGGGAUACUGGAAAAGACUAAUCAUUGCCCUGAAUUCCAGCAGUUUCCCCAGAGCCCCUGAUCUGCCUGGACCAGAGGACAAAGGGCAAGAGGAGCAAAGUGAGCACUAACCAACUGGAAGUAUUGCCUCUGGAUCCCAGCCCUCAGCAGCACCGGCAGCUCCCUGCAAAGGGCAGUGUGGUCAAGCUCGACCAAGGCCCCCACCUCAUCCACAGCUAUGCCAGCCUAUGACUCUAGGAUCUGGAAUUGUAACCCAGACAGACCCACUCCAGGGCAGGCAGUGGGGGAGCCAUUCGGAACAGGGAUCUGUUUACCCUGUAGGCCAUCAGGCACAUAGAACCCUCCAGGGGAGAGGAAAGGUCCUGAUGGAGGUGACACUUCAGGGACCAGUUGAAGCAUGAGGGCUGGCCCCUCUGCUUCCAACCGAAACUGCACAGCUCACAGUGCUCAGUUUACCACGAGCAGCCACCAGUCACUCCUUAGUGAUGAAUAUGGUGCUUGGUCAGUGCUGGCUUUGUAGGGAGGGAGGGUUGUGGGAGUGGCUUGGUGCCCCCUGGAGGGAGAGUGCACUGUCUGAGGGUGGGAAUCAAUCUCUUGGGCUUAGCAGUGCCAAACAUAAUAAUUAUAAUCACCCUGAAAUGAACCUUCUGGCCCCCAAGGCAUUGGGCUGUGGGGCCCUCUGUUUUCCUGUUCACAGUUUGCCCACCAGAGGUCAGACAGCAGUAGCUGCUGGAAUGGACAGGAGCCCCUGAGCAGCCAUGGGAUUGGUACUGGACAUGGCCAGCCCAGACCUCCUCCUGACUGACCAUUCUCUUCUGAGCUGCUGGGAUGUGGAGGGCUGCCAGGCUUGCAUCAGGCCAGCAGAGAGACUCCGGGCAGAGACCUGACCGCUUGUUCCUCAGUGUCAGAGAUCCACUCCCUGAAGGCACCUGUACUGGUCUUCCUGGCUACACCAGCCCAAGCAGAAUCAGUUUUUGUUACCAUUCAGCCCUCCAGCACCUCCCUCAUUGCUGGGCAUUUCAGCAGGGCCAUGUGCUGACACUCUCCCUUGUUUAUCUGUAGGUCAACAGGAACCUGGAGAUGGGCCUGACCCUCCAGAAAAUGAGGGGCCCAUUUCUAGGGCAUUAGGAAAGCCUGGACCUAAAGUUGAAAGGCAGAAUAGGAUUCAGUAUUAAGGCACUGGCUUUGAUGAAGGCCAUAAGCCCCCAAGCAAAUCAGAUGGUACUUGACUCUUCAAAACAGAAUUGGCCACAGGGCAUGACCCCCUGCCAGUAUUUCUACCCUCAUUCUCUCUCACCUGCCCUACCAGCCGGUUUCCUGGCUAGAAAUCACGUAGGUAAAAUGGGGGAGGCCCAGAGUAAACCAGGGUCAAUUGUGGCCUUCUGUAGCCUGGGCCUGUGUCCAGAUUCCUAUCUCACUGUCCCCUGUCAUUGGGAGAUCAAAGCAAGAAGAGGGCCUGGGCUGUACUCUGGGCAGGGCCUCUAGCUCAUUCAUAUUUGGCAUUAAGCAAGGUGGUAGUUCAGUGACAUCCCCUAAUUAAUCAUGGUUGGACAAGUUAGGAAACACUAGAUUGAAUAAUGUUCUAAGAUCCUUUUUCCCUCAUACAUUCUAGAAUGAGAGGCCUCUAUUCAUGGGCCUUGGGGGAGGAUGAAUGAGUUGGAGCUGGACUUUUGACUUUUGAAUGCUCCUGAGCAGUUCUUGGUCCAGAGAGGGGCGGGGUGAGGCUGACUCAGCCCUGACCUGGGGGCAGCAGCUAGGGCCCAGCCAGGCAGAAAACCCUGCCCCUGAAGACCCGUGUCAGAGCAGGCUGCAGGGGAAAAGGCUAUUUCUCAAAAUCUCAGGACUAACCCUGUGGGGCCAAGUCUAGAUGAAAGGUGAGGGCCAAGGUGCCCGCCUGGGCCUCAAUCUGGGCAGUGUUUGUCAUGGUGGGGGAUGCCGGCCCCUGAACAUGCUGGCCUGGCUGGGGGAGGGUCAUCACUUCAGCAGCUCUGGUGGGGCCUGGAGUCUGGGCAGUCGUUCCUCAGAGAGGCAGGAGACAGGCAGCAAUGGGGGCUGUACCGAACAGAAAAACAGUGCUGGGAAACUUCCCUGAGUACUGCUCAAGAGAGCUCAGAAGGGAGUGGGGCUGGGGACAAAAAAGACAGGAAGCUUCUCCUGGAGGAGACUCAUCAAACUGUAUUAUUAUUGGUUCUGCUUCAUGAGGGCAACAUUCAGUCUGCCUCAGUCACCAUGCUAUUCAGGGCCUGGCACUGGUGGGCAUUCAUGUGGCAAGGAAGGAGAGUCAAAUGCAAAGGACCAGCUGAAGACAGUAUUUUUGGCAGGGAGGGGACUGGAAGGAAGGAGUCCGAAGCCUGACGAUGUGGCUCGAGAACUCAGAGUGGCCUGUGGCCUGGCCAGUACCUUCAGGAGGUGGCUUGGGAGCUGAGCCAGCCUUUAGGUGUGAACCCACUGCCUUCAGGAGGGGAGAGGCAGGGCAGGUCCCAGCUGAUCCCACUAGCUGGAACCUGGAUUUAUUGGAGGGAGGAUACAACCCUGGUGGAGGAAGCACCCAAGGGACUCCUGCUCGGUUAUUUCUGUAUAGCCUCUGGGUCAGCCUUCUGUUACAAAAACCUGUCCCCCACAGCUAGAUUCUUUGGGGCAAGGGAGAAACCAGCCAUCUGUGGCUCAACAGUCCUGCCCAGGAUGAUUCUUAGGAGAGCAGUCCCAACAGCAGUGGGCUGAGCAGCAGGAGGCCAGGUCUGCAUCCUGGGGCUGACACUCAUGACUUGGGAAACUGGGCACAUCAUUCAUUUCCUUCUCUAAAAUGGAGAUGAUACCAGGUAAGGUUGCUCUGAUGAUUAGAGACCAUGGAGUGUCAGGGAAAUGGCAAAGAUUUGUGAGACAUUUGUGUUUUACAGCCUUGCUACCCACCUGAGAGUUGGUGAGAACUGCAGAAACUCAGGCCCCACCCCAGUCUCCUGAAUGGAAUUUUAACAAAAUUCCCAGAUGAUUUGAAUGCACCCCCUUGCCCUGCUGCAGGGUCUUGCCUCUUCCCAGGGAGCUACAGUUCUGCCCAGGCUACUGCUGAUGCCACAGGGCGCUGCCUUGCCCCACCUCCCCCUGAGCAAGUGGGUGGGCAGCCUUGGGUGGGUGAGGGGCUGGGGAAGGGAGCUGGACCAGGCAGAGGCCCAGGGCACAGCACCAAAGCAUAAGUAAGGGGGCUAGCUGCCCUUUGAGACAUGGCCUCCCCUGCUCAGACCCAAACAGGGGACUCCCAUGUACCAGUGAGUGUAGGCCGCAGCUGCAGACCAGUGAGACCAGUACAGGCUGGCUCAGCCUGACCCUGACCCAGGUGUGGUGAAGGAGGCCACACGUCAGGAAGGCUGGGAGAGGGGCCAGGCCAGCUAAGGACACUGAGUGGUUAUAGGGCAAGGCCACGGGGUGCAAAGAAGUGGUGAGCCCAGGGGCCAGAAGCUGUCUGGGUGGAGAGCCAUGGCUGGACUCAUCCCCAGCUGGCUCCCAGGCCCAGGCCCUUGCGGGGCGGAGAGCGUUGGGCACUGUGUUAAUGCCUGUUUGAGGCUGCCUGCCUUCACUCUACUCAAGCUGGCUGCUGUCAGGGCAGGAGAAGGGUAGUGUGCAGCAAACCCUCAGUCUCCAGGGUCUCCAGAACUGAGCAGUGACCCUCCCACAACAGAAACAGGACCUGGUGGCAGGGCCUAGGGAGGUCUUAGCACCCCCAAUGCCUGGCUUCCCUUCCCUUUCCAGAGGAAGCUGGGUUUGAGGUGGACCAUGAGGGUGAGGAGAUAGAGAGCCAUUUCCUGAGAAGAGCCCAGGCUGUCUCAGCCCAGGGAGGACAGUCUGAGUUGUUCCAUUGGGGGGUGAGGAGGAUGAUGGAAAUGGGGGUCAUGGCAGGGCUUGGGAACUAGGGACUGGUUAAGUUGGGCCCAGGGGUACAGCACCCUCCAGACUGGUGUCGGAGCCUGCAGACGAGUCCCGGGAGGAGCGGCCCUGCAGGAAGCGGAUGAUCUUCUCAAUGGUGGCCUCCUGGUACUCAUGGGACCACCUGUGGGCACAGAGGCCGGUGGGUCAGCGGGCUGGGCAGAGGGAGCUGCCACUGGGGGCAUGCGUAACCCACCCCGCCCCUCCUCACUUGAUGCCGUUGAAGCUGAGCACAGCCUGCAUGUCCUCAGGCAGGGCCUGGGGCUCUGGCCACUCGAAGCCAUCAAUGACAGGCACGAUGUUCUUGCCACAGCUCAAAGCAGUCACAAUCUCCUGGAGAGAGAAGAGGAGGGAAGAGGAAGAGACCCUGGGUCCCAUCCAGGGACCUGGGGCCAGGCAGGCACUGGGAGGGCCAGUAGCCCAAGGCUGAGCCCAAGAGCCCAAGGUGGGAUACUGGCCUUGAAGUCCACCUUGAUGUCUCCCUCACCUGCUGUGGUAAUAUAUAUAUAUAUAUAUAUAUUUGGUCUUUGUUCCAGGUUCUUGGCACCAAGCUCCUAAAACCCUCAGAAUCUCAGAUGACCUGGGAGGUAGGAGGCUCUGCCUAGGUAGCUUCAGGAUGGGGGCUGGUGGCCAGAAAGACUAAGCUAUGCUUAGAGGGUUGGAACUUUCAGCACUCCUGGCCCCCCUGCCCCAGACACUUCCAGGGAGGGGAGAGGGGCUGGAGAUUGAGUCCAGUCACCAGUGGCCGAUGUUAAUCAUCACGUAGACUUAAUCAGCCUACAUGAUCAAACUUCCAUAAAACCCCUAAGGAUUGGGUGGGUUGGUGAAUACAUUUAGAUGCUGGGAGGGUGGCCCAGAGAGGCAUGGAAGCUCUGUGCCCCCCUGCCCAUGCUCCCACUCCCCAUACCUUACCCUAUGCAUCUCUUCCACUUGGAUGUUUCUGAGUUGUAUCCUUUAUAAUAAGCCCAAGAAUAGUUAAGUGCUUUCCUGAAUUCUGCACGUCAUUCUAGCAAAUUAUUGAACCUGAGGGGGGAGGUCAUGGGGACUCAUGAAUUUGUAGCCAAGGCAGUCAGAAGUGCAAGUGGCCUGGGACUUGUGGCUGGGUCUGUGGUGAGGGCUGACUUCUGGGACUGAGCCCUUAAACUAUGGAGUCUGACAUCCGCUCCAGGUAGUAGUUAGUGUCAGAACUGAACUGAAUUGUGGGCCAGCCAGUUGGUGCUGGUGAAAUGGAGAAUUGAUUGUUGGUGUGUGAAAAACUCCACACAAAUUGGUGUCAGAAGAAAAACAUCACACCUCCUGCAUCCAGAUUGAUCCAUGAGGAGCCCUGCCAGUUGUCAUCCUUACUUAUUUCUCAAAUCCACCCAUUUUUCUCUCCUCCACCCGCUACCACUGCCCUGCUCCAACCCUGUAUUACCAUUACUCCCCACCCAGUCUCUUCUCAUCCAUUCUUGCCCCGUGGAAUUCACUCUUCACAUUGCCCUUUCACCUAGCCACUCUUUGCAAAAUGCAAAUCUGAUCAUGUCAUACCCUACUUAAAACUCUUCAUGACUUUAUAUGGCUCUUAGAAUAAUGUUCAAAGCUUUAUGUGGUUGGCCACAGCUCACUUCUCAAACUCUACCCCAUCCUGUUCUCCCAGCCCUAGAUUUGCCAUCCCCCCCCCCGCGCACAGGGCAUUUGCACAUGCUGUCUCCUAUGUCUAGAAUACUUUUCCCUGCCCUUUCACAUAGCUAAUGCCAACUCAUUUUUCUGAUCUGAACUCAAUCAGCCUUCCCAGGGAAGUCUUCCUUCACUUCUCUGACCAGUUCAGAUCCCCUAUUUUAGGCUUUCAUAGACUUCGCAGCACCUACAGUUGCAAAUUUAAAUUAACUAAUGAGUAAUUUACUUAUUAUCUGUCUUCCGUACAUAAGACAUAAGGACCGGGACCAUGUCUGGUUUUCACUCACCUUGUGUCUCAGGAUCUUGUACAAAGCCCUGCCCAUAGCCAGCCUUUGCUAAAUACUUGAUGGCUAACUGGCUAAAUGAAAGAAUGAGACAACAUUGCAUAGCAGUUAAGGUUGUACUCUGGAAUCAUCAGAUCUGGGUUCAUAUUGAGUCUCUGACACAGGCUCUGUCAUGUGAGGCAAAAACAACAUCUCUAAUUUCUAAAAAUAGGGUUAAUGAUAGUCCCUAACUGGUAGGAUUGUUGGGAGGCAUAACUGUGAUAACCCAUUGCAAGUGAUUAGAAUAGCACCUAGCAAGUAGUGUAUGUUUAAUAAGUAACAAGUAAUUAUUUCCUCCUUUGUGAAGUGGGGAUAAUAAAGCUUACCUCAUCA